Cokeromyces recurvatus is the source of this 1079-nucleotide messenger RNA. RefSeq lists its product as uncharacterized. The record is from RefSeq and is a predicted model, not a curated record. The transcript has 2 exons. The coding region runs from base 47 to 868 and encodes 273 amino acids. NCBI's taxonomy places the organism in Eukaryota, Fungi, Mucoromycota, Mucoromycetes, Mucorales, Mucoraceae. Gene Ontology annotation, molecular function: protein binding.
UUUUUAUCGUCUUUUCUCUCUCUCUUUUCUCCUUUAUGCUCGUAAUAUGGGGAAAACAGUAACUUAUGGAAUCGAAUACGCUCGUACCGAUCCGGCCCUUGAAGGGUUUAAAUUUUAUAUGAACCGUUACAAGUCUCUUGUCAAUAAUUCAAAGCCAUUAUUAGCAUUUGAAACCAUUCUUGAAUUAACAGAAUGGCUCGUUGACGAAAGUGAUGAUGAAGUGGGUGAUAGUCCCAAAUUUAACUCAUGUCUUCAGGGGGCCAUCACCAUGUGUCGUCAAUGUCUAAAAUCAAUUCAACCUCCUGAGUUUUUACCAAGGGCCUAUGCUGCCUUGAGUCAAGCUCAUCUUCUUCUUCACGAUUUUCAGGCAGCCAUCGAGUACGGUCUCAAGACGAUUGAACAUCCUCUCGAUAAACAAUUACUACAGACUGCUUAUCGUACAAUGGGCAAUAUUUACUUUACAAAGAGUAGCGAUCCUGAGAAAUCUCGUUUUAGUGAUUUCAGUAAUGCUCUUCAUUAUUAUCAACUGGAACGAUCUGUGAUUGAUCAAAUGAAAGAUGAUGAAGAAGAUAAAGUGAAACAACGAUUAAUCCAAUCAUCGUAUUUUAAUAUGGGUGUAAUGCAAUCUAAAUUAUCUGAUCAUCAUAGUGAAAGUGAAGGUAAUCUAAGAAUGGCUAUACAGAUGGCUCAACAAUUGAAUGAUGCAGUGAGUGAAAGGACAGCAUGGUGGGAGUUGAGCAACUUAUUUAAACGUUCAGGACACUAUGAACUAGUCAAGGAAUGCCAGGAGAAUGAAUAUCAAUUGAUACAACAACAUGGAUUUACAGAUGAUGCGCUUUAUUGUUUUGAAGAACAAAGUAAUAAGUAAAACUUCAUUUAUUUCUCGAAGAAUAUAACACAUGUGCUCAACUAUACAAGGAAGCUGCCGUUGACCGAUCAGAAUAUCAUAAAUAUUAUAAAGAUAGACUAGAGAUGGUAAAGAAAUUAAAAUUGAUGAAGGAAGAGAUUGAUAGACUAUCUUAUCGACGAGAUCAAAACGCGCCUAUUGCUUCCAUGUACUUUGAAUAUAUUGAAACAUU